AUGGCUCCACGUCUCACCGCUGGCGUGCGCCCAAUUGACCCCUCAACGGACCUUAUCCAUGGCCAGGAAUACGUGGUGAACUGGCUCAACCGCGGCAAGAACAAGAGAGAAUUAUGGAUCGGGGUUCAUGUGCCUCACGACAUCGCUCCAAAACAAAUGACUAGCAAUCCCCCAAAAACUCAUACCGCAGUACACCAGACGACAAGCGUUUGCACAUGUUCUACAUACCAGGCAAAAACUGCUGGUAAGUUGAAACCCCAGAAUACCAGCGAAAAUCUUAUAUGGGAGGUCACCUUGGCGUACAACAUUAUAUGGGCGGGCUGGCCUCAAUUGUUGAUUUUUAUGCUGAUUACACGCUAUACUAGUGCAUGGAUCGAAAAAAAAUACAUUUUCCCUGUUCUGGAGGACCCGCCAAGUGACUGUGUUAUGCCUGGCGCCGAGGAUGGGAAGUUAUACCAGAGCCUCCAUGAGUUGGCCUCUCAGGGAAAGUCGUUGAAAUUUUGGAUUGCAAUGGCGAAAAAGGAGCGCGCAGAAAAGGGCCUUCAGAAUAGAGAGCCAUACUUGGUUAUGCCUUUGGCUGAAGAAAUUCAGAAUGUGGAGAUCCCCUCAGAUGAUGAUGAUGAUGAUGUCGAAACCCGGGAUGAAACACCAGUCGCAAAGCGGGUUAAAUUGACACCACCGGUAACACUAGAUGGCGCCGAAAUAGUCAACGUCUAUGUUGGCGAGGCUCAGGGCCGCAAGGUGUUCCAGCUCACCGGCGAUGCUAUCAGCAACUCAUCCUUCCUCCAGGAGAAUAUGAAUUUCCGAGGAAGUCCUCCAUUCGUCAUGCACCCGAUGCUCCUCGAAAUGGAUUCGGCGAGCUUUGAGCCAAUUGUAACUUUUCUCACCCAAGACUCUGUUGAUUCCGAUAUGGAGCUAGUGAGGGAACCGCAAGGUGAACACAUCCUAGGGGACGUUCUAGGCAUCGAGAAGACAUAUGUACUUCGCAAUUUCCAAGACGAGAAUCACCUCAAUGAAUUCAUCCAUAAUCUCGGCAAAACCUACGAGAUAGCCACUGUGUUCGGCCUCUACGCGAUGAAAAAGGCGAUUGUUAAAAAGCUGCAAGUGGCAUGGAAUAUGUACAGUGGCAAGCCCCAAAUUCUCUCAUUUCUCAAAACCAUUGACUUCGUUGCCGAAAAGGUGUAUGCCUCUGCGUACGAAACACCGGGAGACGCCAAAGACCCGUUGCUGCAGUGGGCUGUCGACUUUUUGGGAGGGCUUUUCAUGGUGUUGGUCACUACGCACACGAAACCAUUUACUAUCUUCUUAAAAAGCUACCCACGAAUCCAGGCAGCUAUCUUGAAAAGCCGUGCGGCAUUGUGCGUCGACGAUAUCGAGCCUUUCGGUGAACUGGAAGACGAAUUGAUGAGUCAAGAGUGCCUGGGAAAUACUCCGCAAUCGAAAGAGAGUGAUGAAGGGGUGUAGCACUCUAUGGAUCAGAAGCGCUCUCCAAAAGAGAAACCAGCGGGAGACGAAAUUGCGGAGGAUGAGUAACUGGAGGAGUACCAGUGUGGGAGGAGUUGAGGUGGAUUUUCUGGGGAUAUUCUUUUCAUACAUUACUGAG
This is a messenger RNA of Talaromyces proteolyticus, 1603 nucleotides long. RefSeq lists its product as uncharacterized. NCBI's taxonomy places the organism in Eukaryota, Fungi, Ascomycota, Eurotiomycetes, Eurotiales, Trichocomaceae. The record is from RefSeq and is a predicted model, not a curated record. The coding region runs from base 1 to 1464 and encodes 487 amino acids. The transcript has a single exon.